AACAGCUUCAAGCAAACCACACCUUCAGUAUCCCACCAUCGCAGAUAGCCAUCUUGCCACAAAACGCCUUCGUAGGAGAAUACGGGAUACACCCCUUUCUUCGCGAUCAUGGCGCCCAAACAGGAUACCAUGUUCCGCUCUGCGGAUAUGAGCAUGGUCCAGUUGUACGUUGCCAAAGAAAUCGGCCGCGAAGUCGUCAACGCAUUGGGAGAGUUGGGCCAGGUUCAGUUUCGAGAUGUAUGCAUUACGAUUGUCAAUUCAGAACUUGGAACUAAUUUUCAUGGCAGCUUAACUCGGAUGUGACCGCUUUUCAGCGGACUUUUACCCAAGAGAUCCGACGACUGGACAAUGUUGAGAGACAGCUGCGUAGGUAGCACAAGUAUCAUGCAAUCCAUACACGCUGACCAUAGCAGGAUACUUUCACUCGCAGAUGGAAAAGGCCGGAAUCCCUCUCAGGAAGAUAGAUUUCGAUGUCGAUACCUUGGCUGCUCCUUCAGCGUCCGAAAUUGACGAACUUUCCGACCGAAGUCAGAGCCUCGAACAACGAGUCGCCUCCUUGAACGACAGCUACGAAACCCUGAAAAAGAGAGAGGUGGAGUUGAUUGAAUGGAGAUGCGUACUUAGGGAAGCUGGACAGUUUUUCGAUCGGGCCCAUGGAAACGUGGAAGAAAUACGAGCAUCGAUGGAUGACGACGAUGCGCCUCUCCUCCAAGAUGUCGAACAAAACACUUCAGGGCAGAAUGGGCAGAACGGCGAUGCGGAACGUUCAUUCUCAGUCAUGAAUAUUGGAUUUGUUGCAGGCGUCAUUCCAAGAGACCGAGUUGCAGCAUUCGAACGUAUUCUUUGGCGUACACUCCGUGGUAAUCUCUACAUGAACCAGUCUGAGAUUUCCGAAGCUCUUGUCGAUCCCACGAAUAACGAGCCGGUCCACAAGAAUGUAUUUUUGAUCUUUGCACAUGGAAAGGAGCUUAUUGCCAAAAUCCGUAAGAUUUCGGAGUCUCUAGGUGCCGACCUUUACAGUGUCGAUGAGAACAGUGAUCUUCGUCGGGAUCAAAUUCAUGAGGUCAACACACGUUUGGGAGAUCUUGGGAGCGUACUCAGGAAUACCAAAACCACUCUUGAUGCCGAGCUUACCCAAAUUGCUCAAAGUCUGGCAGCUUGGAUGGUACUGGUGAAGAAGGAGAAAGCUGCAUAUCAAACUCUCAAUUUGUUUUCAUACGAUCAAGCCCGCAAAACAUUGAUUGCUGAAGCAUGGUGCCCCUCAAAUUCGCUUCCUGCAAUCAAAUCAACUCUGCACGAUGUCAAUAAUCGGGCUGGACUCUCCGUCCCUUCUAUCAUUAACGAGAUCCGAACCAACAAAACUCCACCAACCUAUCAAAAGACCAACAGAUUUACAGAGGGGUUCCAAACCAUUAUCAAUGCUUACGGAACUGCAAAGUACCAGGAAGUCAAUCCUGGUUUACCAACUAUUGUCACCUUUCCAUUUUUGUUCGCCGUCAUGUUUGGUGAUUUUGGACAUGGUUUCCUUAUGGUUGUGGCAGCCGCGGCAAUGAUUUAUUGGGAAAAGCCACUGAAGAAGGUUCGAGACGAACUGUUUACCAUGGCUUUCUAUGGGCGUUACAUUAUGCUCAUGAUGGGUAUCUUUUCUAUGUACACCGGUCUCAUCUACAAUGAUGUCUUUUCCAAGGCAUUCUCUAUCUUUCCUAGUGCAUGGGAAUGGAAUAUUCCUGAUGGAUGGCAAGAAGGACAGACUGUUACGGCAUCUCUCAAACAAGGUGGUUAUCGCUACCCCUUUGGUAUUGAUUGGAUGUGGCAUGGCACGGAGAACGACCUUUUGUUUUCCAACAGUUAUAAGAUGAAACUCAGUAUUUUGAUGGGUUGGGUCCAUAUGACCUAUUCGCUAUGUCUGUCUUACAUCAACGCACGUCAUUUCAAGACACCAAUCGACAUUUGGGGCAAUUUCGUCCCGGGUAUGAUUUUCUUUCAAUCGAUUUUCGGAUACCUUGUCUUUACCAUUAUCUUCAAAUGGUGUAUUGACUGGAGCGCGCCAGGUGCAGGAUCACCCCCUGGUCUCUUGAACAUGUUGAUUUACAUGUUCUUGUCGCCGGGCACGAUUGAUGAACAGCUGUAUGCUGGUCAAGCCCCAAUCCAGAUUUUCCUUGUACUCAUUGCGAUUGUUCAAGUUCCGAUAUUACUCUUUCUGAAACCGUUCUACCUCCGAUGGGAGCACAACAAGGCUCGUGGAAAGGGAUACAGAGGAAUUGGCGCAAAUUCCCGGGUCAGUGCUCUCGAUGGAGAUGACGAGGAUAGCAAUACCUUGGAUGGAAGAGCCAGCUUGCUCAGUGACGGCGAAGGGGUUGCUAUGAUCACGCAAGAUGUUGGAGAUGAGGAGCAUGAGGAGUUUGAGUUUUCCGAAGUCAUGAUCCAUCAAGUGAUUCACACUAUUGGUAAGUCUCUCGAGCGUAGGUGUCAAGAAAGGCCAUGCUGACCAGUCUAGAAUUCUGCUUGAAUUGUGUUUCACAUACGGCUUCGUACUUGCGUCUCUGGGCCUUGUCUCUGGCACAUCAACAGCUUUCUGUUGUGUUGUGGACCAUGACUAUUGCUAAUGGUCUUGCUACAACCGGACCUCUAGGAGUUUUCAUGGUGGUGGUGACUUUCUAUGCCUGGUUCUUCCUUACCAUUGCCGUUCUGGUGGUGAUGGAGGGUACCAGCGCCAUGUUACACAGUCUCCGUCUGCAUUGGGUGGAGGCGAUGAGCAAGCACUUCUUGGGUGACGGUAUACCCUUUGAGCCAUUUUCAUUUAAGCAGAUGUUGGAAGAUGACGAUGCGGCGGCGGAUAUCUCCUAA
Molecule: messenger RNA, 2847 nt
Organism: Hymenoscyphus albidus
Lineage: Eukaryota; Fungi; Ascomycota; Leotiomycetes; Helotiales; Helotiaceae
Source: the annotation of a GenBank genome assembly